CCUAUGGGCCCAUCCCAAAAUUUGACAAACCUACGGGUCCAGUCCAGGUGUGUGGGGAUGGGGACGCCGGGACGGAAUCUUAUUCGUUUCAUCAGCCAUCCUUGGUGUAGACAUAGUUUGCAGUUGGAUUGGAUCGUUGUUGGAGACAUUAUGUGGAGGGGUGGUGGUGGUUGCAUAGAUUUGUUCAACGCACAACCGGUGGCGGUAGCUCUGUCUGUCAAACAGAACCCUCUCCACUGGGGGUUUCCACCUCUUUCAACCAAAAGGAGUGCUUUCUCAGUAUCUGUCUCACCAACACCACUUUCAAACUCCAUUAAUGCUGUUAGUACCCUUAAACAACGACCGCAACUCUCCUUCCUUUCUUCUACUUGUUCAUCACCUCCUGCUCCCCCUCCUCCUCCUCCUCAAUUGGCUCUUCUCUCCCUCCUCUUCGUCCUCUCUACGGCUAUUGGAGCAAUUUUCUCCUUGGCUAUUAUUUCAAUUCCUACCUUGAUGACUUUUAAGAAAUUAGGUGUCUCGGUGGAUAAAUUGUCCAAAGUAGUUUCUGAAGAAGUGCCCGGAACCUUAUCUUCCCUCAAACUUUCUGGAUUGGAGAUUAAUGAAUUGACUCGACAACUUACCAAUCUCAGGCAAAAGAUUUCUGGUACUCCCUUUGCCAACAAAAGCAGAAGCAAUAACCCCACAAGUAAAAGCGGCGAUUGA
Pistacia vera is the source of this 702-nucleotide messenger RNA. RefSeq lists its product as uncharacterized. The record is from RefSeq and is a predicted model, not a curated record. Lineage: Eukaryota; Viridiplantae; Streptophyta; Magnoliopsida; Sapindales; Anacardiaceae. The transcript has 4 exons. The coding region runs from base 4 to 702 and encodes 232 amino acids.